AUGAUCCAGGAAGAGCUCUCAGCUGAGCCUCUAGGGCCUUGGAGCGAGAGUAGUAGUGCUCUUCCAUUGGCAACUAAUAUGACAUAUUCACUUCUAGAUACAGGAACAAAGCUCCCAAGUCAGCAUUCAGUGUUGUCUAAAGCCACAGUGACACACGUGGAUCUGGAGCUUACUACAACCGCAAAGCCCACCCUUGAGAGUGAGCCUUCUGUCACCUAUCAGGAAGAUCGGCUUAAAGUUCCUACUGAACUUUCUCUUGCCCAAAUUGGCCCCUCUUUCCAGCAUGCAGAGUUCUCUGAAAAAUCUAAGUCUUCUCCGGCUCAGCAAGUAGUCAAAGCACAGACUCCGGAUGCUCCAAAAGAGUUCAUUUCUGCUGCAUCACAGCACGAAGUCCUGCGUCUGCCACUAGACUUCUCCAAGAAGGCCAAGCCUCUGCUUCCCAAGAAAUCAUCUCCAGUGUGGCAGCCAAACCCCACUCAGGCUCAAGAAUCUCCUCAGGAAGAUAUACCUGAGCUCUUAGUGCCACAUGAAAGGACACUUCCAAGGGCAAGGCAGGACCCUGUUCAGCAUCCAACAUCACCCAGUGUCAUACUACAAGCACUGACCACAGAGUUCACUGUAAGUCCUAAACCCACUACAGAGAGUAAAUACUCUACGACUGUGCAGAGCACUACAACUGUUCCUCAGAAGCACCCUGAGGUGACACCUGCACAACCAGACCUAGUGGUGUCCAAAUUGGUACCCACAUUGGUAUCCAAAUCUGACUCCUGUCAUGGCUCACUCUUUGCCUCUGGAUCAUUCCAUGGCUUCUCUGGCUACUUCAGAGGAUACAGUUUACCCAGUUAUAGCAGAGACACCAUAUCAAUCUCGAGAGCCAUCUCUGGAGCCUAUAGUUCAACAUAUACUGUCACUUGGGAUGACAAAUCCAAUCCCAGAAAUCUUCAUUGCAAUUUACUAAUAGAACUGGAUUUUGGAACAUUUCAAACAUGGCAUGGAAUGCAGUUUUUACACCACGUAAUUCUCAAUCAUAAUCCUGUCAGCAUUGAGGAUUCAUCUCUUUUUCAAUUACCAGCAUUAAAAUAUUUAGACUUGGGACAAACACACGUCCCACUUAUAGCGCUUGAGAAUAUAAUCACAAUGGCUCUAGGACUGAAAAAACUGAUCUUACCGAGCCAUAUGGUCUGCUGCCUCUGCCAGUUUAAAAAUGAUAUUGAGGUUGUCGGCAAGACAGUCACACUGCAUUGUGACAGCACAUGUGUGGUUAACGCGACUCAGUGUGUGGGACAAGCCCUCAUAGGGAACCUUGAAGAAGCCUUGAUGAAGGUGUUACAAGCCCGGAAGAUGAGCACCAACACUAUGCUGACUAUCAAGCCAGAAGAGGCAUCUUCAAAAAAGAGUGGUUUGCACUUGUCAGGCCUUGGAAGUGAUCAGUUUGAGAUUUACAUAAAUCAGCAACUCUGGCCCCUCAUCCCCAACAAUGACAUCAGAAGGCUGAUUUCUCGUGUUAUCAGGAGUUUAAAGAUGGACUGCUCUGAGACCCAAGUGCAGUUGGCCUGUGCCAAGCUCAUCUCCAAGACAGGCCUCCUGUUGAAGCUGUUCAGUGAGCAGCAAAAAGCCAAGGUGUCCAAGGCCCAGUGGGAUGUGGAGCACUGGAAAAAUGAGAAUUACAUCAUUGAGAGCACAGAAGACCAGAAUGAAGAGAAGGAGCAGCAGUCAAGGGAGCUCACAGUAGAAGUUCCAGGAUUCGACUAUAAGAACAAACUGAUCUUGACCGUAUCUGUGAUGGGAAUAGGGAUCAUUUUGUUGAUAAUUUUCUGUCUCAUUGAGAUUUAUUCCCAAAAACGGGCUUCAGAGGAAAAUGAAGAAGAGUCCUCAAGGGACCUUUCCCAACGUUGGCAUGGGAGAUGCAAAAUGGAACAGGAAAAGGAGAAGGCCGUGAGUGGGGUUGUUUGCCCACUGUGGCUUAAGGAUAUGUACAGACCUAUCAGUGCCUCACACAUGAAACAAGUGUCGGCCAAGUUGCAUGGGAAGGAUUCCUUUGAUGAGGGUGAGAUUUUCACAAAGCAUGCAGGGGAGCUCCAUGGAGUCACCACAGAGGCAGCGCCCACAGUGCCGGCCAUCAAGAAUGAGGAAAGUGGGCUCAAGAAGGUGCCCUUGGAGUGA
Cavia porcellus (domestic guinea pig) is the source of this 2163-nucleotide messenger RNA. RefSeq names its product leucine-rich repeat-containing protein 37B-like. The record is from RefSeq and is a predicted model, not a curated record. NCBI's taxonomy places the organism in Eukaryota, Metazoa, Chordata, Mammalia, Rodentia, Caviidae.